This is a messenger RNA of Stomoxys calcitrans (stable fly), 2215 nucleotides long. RefSeq lists its product as uncharacterized. The record is from RefSeq and is a predicted model, not a curated record. The coding region runs from base 57 to 2195 and encodes 712 amino acids. Lineage: Eukaryota; Metazoa; Arthropoda; Insecta; Diptera; Muscidae. The transcript has 5 exons.
UCUUGACUUAUUGUCAGUCCAUUUUUAAAUUUUUAAAAAUUCAUAUUUUAUUCGAAAUGUAUUUUUGCAAACUAAUCUUCACCACUGCCUUACUUUUAUUGACUGUGGCUGAAUCUUUGGAUACUACCGCAAGUUCUACAUCCCAAUGUUGUUGCAAAGUCUGUAAAUGUGAUGCAAGAGAAGAAAAGAAUCUGCCUGACCCCUAUCUUGAGAGAUUGCUAAGAGAACGAAGAAAAUCCAUCGGUGAGCUACUGGCCAGCUUGCGAACAUCUAACACUCAACCACAAGCUGAUCAAUGGAACAGUGAAUCAAAUAUGAAUUCUCAACAAGUGGAAGGAAAUAUUGCUGAGAAUGCUGAACUUGAGGCAGAGCAUCAUGAUGAGCCACAAUAUGGUGAAGCAUCUGAAUUGGAGAUAGAUGCGAAUAGCGUUGACAUUAUUAAGACUCCCAUGGAGGUUAUGAAGAAGCAGCCAAAAACGGAAAGAAAAAUAAAUCAACCUCUAAGACCUUCCCCAGAAGCUAAAGGCUAUCAGCAAAACUCUUUGGCAAAUGAAAAUUCGGACUAUGAUGAAUUUAGAGGUCGUAUUUUCCGACGUCGCAAACAUCGAAAUAGAAAUCGAAACCGCAAUAAAAAUAGCAAAAAUUCAAAAAAAUCACCAAUUAUCACUAAGAGGAAAAGUAUGCUCCCUAAUGAAGUUGCAAGCAAAAUGGAGUCAGAAGAUAAUUUUGACAAUCAUAUUCACAGUCGUGAAUCUGAUCAUAAUUGGUCUAGUGUAAGCAGAAAACUUGUCAGCGAUGAAUUGGGCUCUGCUAGAAGAAGAAGGGCUGCGUUUGAGAACCAAUUGGAAAUGAAAACAGUGGGGAAUGGGGAACAAGAUGAGUAUCGUAGAAAGAUUGCGUUGCACUUUCGCAAUGAAAUUCUCCAGUGUAAAGCGUUUUCAAGUCUAGAGGACUUUCUAAAUUCUUUACCAAAAAAUGAAACAUCAAAUGUUAAGAGAGAAGAAGAAACAGAAGAAAUUAAUGAAGAGUUUAGCACAAGGAAUAUUCAUGAGUUUAUAACAGAAAAUCCAGAAUUCCAUAUCACAACCAAGAGAUCAAAUAACACCUUAAGCAAGUCACAUGAAGAACUCGAUGUGCCACCUACAAAGUGGCCAUCAACUAAUGAUUCCCAUAAUGAUGAUGAUUAUGAGGAUGAAGAGGAAUACUAUGAAGAUAUUGAUUUUGGUAAUACAACAGCAACAGAUGCUUCAAAGAUUGAUCCAGAGACCAUUACAAAAGAUUUGCCAGUUGUUUCUAAGGACUCCUUUAUGUCCGACAGAGAAAAGAAUUACAAACUUAAUAUAAGCAUUAAUGCUAAGGUCAAUGGUAAUACUACGAAUAAGAUGUUCUAUGGAAAUGGUUCGCUUUGUAUUAACCCUGCCUAUGAAGGUGAUCGUUCCGCACAACAUUCCGAUUUGGCAUCAUUAGAGCAUGGAGAGGAGUAUAGUAGUUUUGUAGACAAUAUGAAGACAAAGCAAAGCAACCCUAAGGAGAAUGCAAAUCCUCUUGAUGUUAGCCCUGACAAAUUAUCCUCAAAUAUUGUGGAGAAAGUAUUUCAAUCAGUGCGUGAUCAUCCACAGCUGAAAGUCCUAUGGCCAAGUUUGAAGAACAAUCAGCUUCCAGAAAGAACACAAAUGCCUCGCUUCAAUGCUCUGAGGAAUCAGGAUAAUGAGCAGCAUAUACAACACAGUGAACAGCUGAUGAGGGAAGCUCUGAAUAUUUUGAAUAAUGCCAUAGAUCAAAAAUUGCAUAGCAAAUCUUGUGUUCCUUUGAGUUCAGAUUUAAGGGAAUUCUACAAUCUCAUAUUGCGUACUAAUGAAGAACAAAGGCGUGAACGUGAAAAAAGACAGACUGAAAGGGGAAAAUUAAGAAAGGAGGAUGGUGAAAACAGUAAAAUAUAUAACAAUGGUAAAGUUCUUAAUAAAGAUGAUGGCCAAUGGAAAGAAAACUCCUUAAUGGACUUGCAAAAUGAGGAUGGCGUCGAUGCUAAGCUUAGAAGAGAGCUUUUGAAUCGAAAAUAUUUGGGAACUAAUCUAAAUGACCUUGAGCUGCUGGAACAGUUGUACUCUCCAGAAUUUUCCAAGCUGCUUAAGGCAUGCGAACUCUAUCGCGAAAUAAGCAAAGUUUUUGGAAGAAAGGAAAACUUAAAUUUGUGAUCUGGCAAAUAUUUUUUUAA